Saccostrea echinata is the source of this 5183-nucleotide messenger RNA. RefSeq lists its product as uncharacterized. Gene Ontology annotation, molecular function: nucleotide binding; DNA binding; DNA-directed DNA polymerase activity. The transcript has 2 exons. The record is from RefSeq and is a predicted model, not a curated record. Gene Ontology annotation, biological process: DNA replication. NCBI's taxonomy places the organism in Eukaryota, Metazoa, Mollusca, Bivalvia, Ostreida, Ostreidae. Bases 105 to 4691 code for a protein of 1528 amino acids.
UAACAAUAUAAAAAAAAUAUAAUACAUUAUUGAAUUUCAGGUUAUAUUUUGAAAAGUAUAUUUUAAAGAAUUUCAUAAACAGUCUGAAAUUUUUAAUUUAGAACAUGUCAGACGGUAGUCUCCUCAAAGAAAUCUUGGACUCCUUGGUGGAUUCAGAUGCCGUGCAGUUAUUUGCAACAGCGAAUGGUUUAGUUGGUGAUGUCGAGGUCGAGAACCGAUUAAGAGAACUCCAGCAUGAAAAGGAACUUAAGUGGGAAAAGCACAUAGACGACUUAUGGCAGGAGGUUCUCUCUGAUAUGGAGUCUCCUCCUAAAAAAACGUGUCAUUCUUGCAAUGAUGGCAAUCAACCUUCUACAAGUAGACAGGUGGGGGGCGGUGGGGAAAGUUCUGAUUCUAAGGACACAUUAGCAAAACCUUACUAUAUCUGGAAGAGAGAUACCAGGACCUUCAAGAAAAAUCUGGCCCGCGACACCACGUUCAAGGUCAAAUUCAAUGAACAGUGGAGGGGGGAUAAAUUAAUAGAUAUCCAAAACAAAUUACACGAGAUGUUCGACGACCUGUUGUCGCAGGCCAAGGGUCAUGAUGCGGAUUUGGGAAGGGUGGUCCUGAGUCAUCCGAGUUUAAACAAUCCUAUCGUCGUGCCGCUGCAGUCCUGGGAAAAAUUGAAUGCAGAUGUCGUCAUGUCUGAGAUCACCAAGGUACUCAAUUCGAACGAAAGCUUACCCGUAGAUGAAAACCUGCUAGUCACCAUCGGGUCCAUUGACUUACCUAAAGGGGGAGGUAACCCUAGAAAAUUACCCAUUACAACUCUUUUCGGUCCUAAAAAUAGUAUAGAAAGGAAAAAAUCACUUUUUCACGUUCAAAAUAAUGACAAUUUAUGUAUGGCCAUUUCCAUCGGUCUGUGUUUUCUAAAAACGUGUAAGAAAGUAGAUACGGUAACAUGGAAUAAUUUAGUGAGGAAUGAUCCUGGAACGAUGCUAGAUCACGCCCUCAAACACCGCACUAUUUCUCAAACAUAUUAUGACAAUAUCUUGAAAACGUCGAGACAAAAAAUGCAAACGGAGCUGGCCAUGGGGCUAUGUGAAAAAGCCGGUGUGCCCAAUGACAGGUAUUUAGGUCUGAAUGAUAUCGAACCUUUUGAAAAUUUACUUGAUGUCUCGAUCAACGUCGUGUCCUCUGCCGUUGGAAACAAAUUUGUCAGGGUCACAGAGGAUCAGGGUAAGCCUCGUCUCUAUUUGUAUCACGUGGAUUCGGAACAGGAAAAACACUGGCAUGGAAUUGCUAGGAUACAAGGAUUUUUUAAGGCGUCGUAUUUUUGCCAUACUUGUUUAAAACCGUAUAAAGAUAAAUCCAAACACUCUUGUGCCACCUCUUGUGAAGUAUGUUUACAUGACAACUGCCCAGAAACAGACGUCCAAAUGGGUUGUCGUUGCUGUGGUCGGAUCUGUCGGUCUUGGACGUGUUUUAAGAGACACAAACAACAAAGAAUUGUCAAGAAAGAGAGUUAUCCCCCCGCCUGUGACGUGUUUUACCAAUGCAAAAAUUGUAGAGUCACUCUGGAACGUGCUAAGCGCUCUCCCCAUUUACAUAUUUGUCAAGAGUGGCAGUGCCCCAACUGUCGGGAAUAUCAAACGGGGGAACACAAUUGUUAUCAGAAAUCGUAUACGUGUGAUAUGGAAAAGAGAAACAAGAAAUUUAUUUUCUACGAUUUUGAGACGCGUCAAGAUGACAUUUAUCAUUGCGACAAAGGAUACAGACCGUCUUGCAUCAGAUGUCGCCAUUGUGUUAAGGAGGAACGCCAGUGCUUAAACUGCAGACUCUGUCAAAACUGUCGAGAUCCGUCCUGCGGUCUACAACAACAUAAAGUAAACUUUGCCGUACUACAGACCACUUGUCACAAAUGCGAAAAAAUGGAACUAGUGGAGGGUGCUACCUGUCAUCAUUGUGGAAAACGAUGUACAAAAUGUUCCCGGACCCGAAAAGGAGAAUAUAUGUUUCCCCCUUGUACCGACACUUGUGGAAAAAGGGAACUCGUGUUUUCUGGUGACAGCGCGGCCGAGCAGUUUUGUGCUUACAUUACCAGUAAACACUGCAGGGACUCGAUUUUAGUUGCACACAAUGCCAAAAGUUUUGACCUGUAUCCCGUUUUAGAAGUUCUUAUCGACCGACACUCCAUUCGACCAAGCAAGAUCAUAUACAAUGGUUCCAAAAUCAUGUACAUGCACAUUGCCCAAAAACUGAAUUUAACUUUUGUGGAUUCCCUCAAUUUCCUUCCCAUGAAACUAGCUAAAAUACCAGAAGCUUUUGGUCUACAGGAACUCUGCAAAGGUUACUUUCCCCAUUUAUUUAAUACCAAAGCCCAUCAAAAUUACGUGGGGCCAUAUCCAGAAUUAAAAUAUUACGGAUACGAUGCCAUGUCGACUGGGGAGCGGAAGAAGCUUGCAGAAUGGCAUGCAACGAAAGAGAACGAAAGCUUUAAUUUUCGAGAAGAAAUGUUGCAAUAUUGUCGCUCGGACGUUGACAUACUGAGACGGGGCUGUCUGGAAUUUCGAAAUUUAAUGAUCAAGGUGACGACCGUCAAAGAACACAUUCCACAAGCAGACGGAACCGUCAAGGAAAGUACCACGUUUGGAAUCGACCCAUUUGAUUACGUCACCAUUGCAAGCGUGUGCAUGGGGAUAUUUAAAUCUUUAUUUUUGAAAGGAAAGUACAAGAUAGAAAUCACCAAAGACGGGGAAUGUUCUUGGUAUGACGUCCACACGCUUGAGGGAAUAGAAGUGAUCAACAUCGAAGAUUCGUGGACGUCAUUAAUUGACUUGAGGAAGGAGGAAAAUAUACAGAUAGGAAGACGGCAUUUCAAGAGUCCCAUAGCAGUUGUACCCUCUCAAGGUUAUACAAAACGCGACAAUUAUAGCAAGAUUUCCAUUCAGUGGUUAGAAUGGCUAAUGGAAAAAAGUCGUCAACGGGGAAAUCCUUUAAGCAUUUCUCACGCUCUCAACGAGGGUGAAUAUCAUGUCCCGGGGACCAAUUACAGAUGCGACGGAUUUGUACAGAGUCCCAACGGAAAAGGAACCAUUUACGAAUUUUAUGGUUGUGUGUUCCACGGCUGUCCCUCCUGUUUCCCAGAAGACCGAAAUUACACCAAACAUCCUUCCACCAAUCAAACUAUCAAAGAAUUAUACGAUAUGACAAUAAACAGAGAAAAAGAACUUAAAAAUCUGGGAUACAGCUUGGUUACUAUAUGGGAGCAUCAGUUUAAAUAUCAGUUGGAUAAGAAUGCGGUUUUGCAACAGUUUGUGUCGACCCUAGAUCUUCAAGACCGACUCGACCCACGGGACAGUUUUUUUGGUGGUAGAACCAAUGCCAUUAAACUACAUUACAAAGCAGGAGAAGACGAAACCAUACAGUAUUACGACUUUACCAGUCUUUAUCCUUGGACCAACAAAUACUGUCGCUACCCCGUUGGUCAUCCUACCAUUGUGACGGACAAUUUCCAGGACUUGUCACAGUACUUUGGACUUGCCAAAAUUAAAAUUCUACCUCCUAGAAAACUUUAUCAUCCUGUACUUCCUUAUAACUCGAAUGGAAAAUUAAAGUUUCCACUGUGUCGCACAUGUGCGGACAGUGAAAAUCAGAGUGAAUGUACAUGUACUGAAGAAGACAGAGCCAUCACGGGCACGUGGUGUACUCCCGAAAUUCAAACGGCAACGUCUAAAGGAUACAAAAUUUUAAAUAUUUAUGAGGUCUAUCAUUUUACCGAAUCGUCAAAAUACGAAGUCGAGUCGUGUGAGGGGGGAUUGUUUGCUAAAUAUGUAAAUAUGUUCUUAAAAAUCAAACAGGAGGCUUCGGGAUUUCCAGCCGAAUGCGUUACGGAAGAAGCUAAAUGGAAAUACAUCAGGGAAUACAAAGAAAAAGAAGGCAUACAAUUAGACUAUAACAAAAUUAAAAAAAAUCCCGGUUUGCGAUGCUUAGCAAAACUCUGUUUAAAUAGCUUUUGGGGUAAAUUUGGUCAAAGGUUAGGCAUGCAACAGUCUAUGUUUAUUCACGAAGCAGAAGCCGAAAAAUUUUUUCAGAUGCUUUCAGAUCCAACAAAAGUACCACACAAUUUUCACAUUGUUUCAAGAGACAUACUCCAUUUAGAGUGGAGUAACAACCCUUUGUUUACUCAGUUCGAUAACAAAACCAACAUAUUCUUAGCUUCUUUUACCACCAUGUGGGCUCGACUCAAAUUAUACAGUGUUCUUGACAAAUUAAACGAGAAUGUUUUGUAUUUUGAUACAGACAGUGUCAUUUUUAAGGCUAAAAAGUCGGACGACUUGAGUUAUCUACCCAUUGGUAAUUACUUGGGAGAGUUGACUAACGAGAUCGCCCCACAAGAUGGUUACAUUGUUGAAUUUGUCUCGGGGGGUCCCAAGAAUUAUGCUUAUCGUACGUUGUCGGGAAAAGAAGAAUGUAAAGUUAGGGGAUUUACACUGAACUGGGCCAACUCAAAACUGAUCAAUUUCGAUGCCAUCAAGUCCAUCAUCUGUACCUCACACGACCGACAAAUCGAAAUUGUCAACCCUUGUAAAAUAUCCAGAGACAGUAGAAAGAGGAAAUUGCUAAACAGAGUAGAAACUAAAAAUUAUAAAAUGGUGUACACCAAAAGGAGAAUUCUUCCCAACUUAGACACGUUGCCCUUUGGAUUUUAAUUGUGAAAAAAAACAAAGUUUUUAAUGUUAUCCUUUUAUUGAAAGACAAUUACAAAUAAAUGAUCCACAUUACACUUUUGUUCAUUGUUAUAACAUUGUUAAUAGGUAAGCCAGGGAAUUUUUUUCUUUUUCCGUCGAACAUUAAUGAUUCCAGGAGGUCUUCCGACUUUUUUCUUACUGACAUAACCAGUGCCAGUUUGUAAAAGGUGGUUGUCAUCCACUUGGUCGCUGCAAUUCUGGCUUCUAUCUUCGUGAAUUUGCUUCGAGGUCUGGACGGUCUCGGAUAUAGCUUGAGUCGAGUGAUCCUUGGCAUGGUCCAAUUUUUGAAGUAAAUGUUCAUAUUUCAGUUUCGGCACAAGUAUCAUUUCCCUCGCCAUUUUCUUUGGAAAUGUUGCACAAUAGGUGUUAUUAAAAGCGAUAUUAAAGAAGUAUGUUUGAUUAAUAUCCGACGUUUCUCUCGGUUGCUGACUUCUCUGGAUCCCAGAGAUCGAA